UCAAAAUCAAACAGUUCUAUCCAAUCGUCUAAAAAAAAAGUUCUGGUGUUAAAUUUUCCCGUGUUGAAUAAAAAUAAUAUUGCAAAAUUAUACUCGACCAAACUCAUUUAAUUAUAUUUAAUAUCCAUUAAUGUUUUAAACAAAUAAUCUAGAAAGAAUAAACUUGGUGUACAAGCUCUGUGGCAGUGCGGCGAUAUUAAAUCAUGAGACUUUUCUUCGAAGAGCUGCUCAUUGGAUUUGAAUUGAAGAAUUUCCUAAUCGCACUUGCUGUGCUCUUUAUUGUUUACUUGGCCUGGGAAUCGACCUAUGUGCGUGACUAUCGUAUUCAACCCAAUGCUGUUUUGAUUAUUGAAAACAAUCGUCGUCUACUUGUUGAUAUUGGAACUAGUACUCAGCACGAUUUGAGGCCAGGUACUGAUUGGACGUUAGAACCAGUUGCACCUGAUGCUAGUUCAUCGCAUAGACCUUCAGAAACAGAAACAGCCACUGAGAAUAACAGCAGCACAACUGCCAGGAAUAUAGAUCCACCCGUGAGUAGCUCCACCACUACCAAUAGCGUACAGCAAAUUCCUGAACCGCCACCAUCACUUGAGGUCGUAAUUGAGGAAGUUCACGAUUUGGCUAGUGUGCGACAACAACUGAACGAAAACGUUUAUCGCACCUUAGAGUCGUUUGAAGAAGGGAUCAGUGAACUGCUUGAGGACAGAACUGGACCUCAGGAAGUUAUUGCAGCCAUGGAUACAUCAGAGGGUCUAAGAAGGAGGCGGCUGGGCUUCGAAGAAGUCGAAGCUGCUGUGAGGACAAGUUCAAGUUCAUCACCACCAGAAGGUGGUAACGGUGACGGCGGUGGUGAUUCGACUGAUUCUCGUGUGAAAGAGGAUAGUUCGUCCAAGCCAAGUGACAGUGUCAGUGUUGGUGUCGGUGCCGCUGAAGUAGGUGAAAAGUGUGCAGCUAAACAAGACCCCACACCAAUAAAUAGAAGUGACGAAUUUACAAUCAAACUGAAGUACUUAAACGAUGACAUGAAACUUGUCAAAGGUACUCCCAAUGAAAAUAUUGGUGAUUUUAAAAGGAGAAAUUUCACCCUGGAAUUGAGUGCUCAGAAAUUCGUACGGCUGGUCUUCAAUGGACAUGUUCUACAGCCAGAUUCCAAAACUCUGCAAGCUUGUGGAUUGUUUGAUAAUUGUGUCGUUCAUUGUUUGGUUCAUAAUAGAAAUCCAAAUGCAGCAAAUCAAAAUCAACAACAGAGUGGCCGUUCUAGUUUAGGUCAAGAAAACACAUCAAAUCAAAAUACAUCGGCUGGUGACACGAAUCAAUCUAACAACGAUGUACCAUUAGUUGGUAAUUUUUCUAAUCACGAAGGACCAAGUGGCCAUCUAAUGGUGAUGUACGGUGGAAUUAUACUUGUCACACUUUCAUUAAUAUUUAGCUGGUAUUGCAGAAUACAAUAUCACGUUUUAUUUUCCUGGUAUUCAACCCUCGUCCUUAUCCUUGUCACCAUUCUAUUCUCAAUACUUGUUCCAUUAUUGUUUUUUAUUGAAAACAAUGAAGUCCAACAACAAACAACAACUUAAAAAUAAAAAUGAAAAACUAUAUAAAUAUAUUAAUUUUCAAUAAAAAUAAAAAGAAAACGCAAGCUUCGAUUUAAAACAAGCAAUAUACAAGUAAUGAAAACACGAAGCAAGGCGGAUUAUAUGCAAUUAAAAAUGGGACAAAAGAAAAAAAGAAAAAGUCAAAGAGGAUCUAAUAAAAGAAACACACACAUUUCCUGUAUUGUAUGUGGUGAUUUUUUCUAAAAAUCUGAAACUAAAUCUGUGACGAAUUCAAUUCAUAUUUUAAUUUUUUUUAUAAUUAUAUACAAAAAUAAAACAAAAAAUGAAACACAUAUGCGUUUAAAAUUUAAAAAGAAAUAUACAAAACAUAUUUUUUUAUAUAAUUCUAGAAUAUUAUUUUAUUUUUGUUUUUUUAAAAGAAAAAUGAUUUUUGUUGUUUUUAUUCUUAUUUUUUUCGUAUCAUUUACAUAACACGUAACACAGCUCUCAAGUCAGUUUAGUAGGUUUUUAUUUUAUUUGCUUUAGUUUUGAAUUUCCAAGGAUAAUUGAGAGAGAACGUUCAUUUAUAUAAGUAAAGGUGUGUAAAUGUACAUUAUUAUAUAAAAUACUAAAAGAAAACAUAACAAAAAUAAAAUGAGCAAAUGAAUGAAACAUAAAUUUGAUCAGAA
This is a messenger RNA of Eupeodes corollae, 2221 nucleotides long. RefSeq names its product transmembrane and ubiquitin-like domain-containing protein 1. Gene Ontology annotation, molecular function: protein binding. The coding region runs from base 204 to 1574 and encodes 456 amino acids. The record is from RefSeq and is a predicted model, not a curated record. Lineage: Eukaryota; Metazoa; Arthropoda; Insecta; Diptera; Syrphidae. The transcript has 5 exons.